This is a messenger RNA of Suillus paluster, 704 nucleotides long. RefSeq lists its product as uncharacterized. Lineage: Eukaryota; Fungi; Basidiomycota; Agaricomycetes; Boletales; Suillaceae. Bases 85 to 600 code for a protein of 171 amino acids. The record is from RefSeq and is a predicted model, not a curated record. The transcript has 4 exons.
GGAAGUCAUAGUUGCAUUUCUCCUAUCUGUAUAAAAGUGUUCCAGACUUUUGGUUUCUUCACCCAUUUCUUCAUCUUCUGCGCGAUGACAUUCCAGCGUAAAACUGUUACAUCAUCUCAAAACACGAUUUUUCCUACUCCCCAGCUUAUAUCUCCUGCGCUUGCAAGAGACUUGGAGGACUGCAGGAAGACCUCUCUGAAUCUACUCAUGGCAUUUCUAGCCCUUCAGUCGAUCACAGGAUCUGGAGGCCUUACAAUGGCUACCCUCACGCUAAUGCUAUACACCAUCAGUCUACACAUCGCUACUAGCGUGGGCGCUUCUCAUCAGCUCGGAGCGGUUAUUUUUGGAAUUUUGCAUGUCAUCCCAGCAGUUGGAAUUUUUGCGGUGAUGUCGGUGGAGUUGGCGUUUGCAGUCAAAUCACCGGCAAUGGCGAUUUUAAUCGUCAUAUUUUGUUUCCUUCCCACCAUGGUUGCUAUCUUUCAGUGCCUCCGCAUGCGUUGCAUGAAGGUAAUCAUGGAUCAGCUCCCGAUGGCCAUCCCCGGGGACCUCCCGUCAGAAGAACCAUCCAUAGCGAGAUUAGAGCUCACUAUCUCUGCAUAGUUCAUUCCCCUUCCUUUCUUGAUUUACCCCCUCCCCACCGGGAGGAUCAUACCCUCGAUUACUUCUACGAUCUGAACGACUCAUACAAAGUAAAUGCUUCAAUA